This is a messenger RNA of Helianthus annuus (common sunflower), 921 nucleotides long. RefSeq lists its product as uncharacterized. Gene Ontology annotation, molecular function: protein folding chaperone; ribosome binding; peptidyl-prolyl cis-trans isomerase activity. The record is from RefSeq and is a predicted model, not a curated record. Bases 90 to 794 code for a protein of 234 amino acids. The transcript is spliced from 7 exons. Gene Ontology annotation, biological process: protein transport; protein unfolding; 'de novo' cotranslational protein folding. NCBI's taxonomy places the organism in Eukaryota, Viridiplantae, Streptophyta, Magnoliopsida, Asterales, Asteraceae.
UAAACAAUUCGGCAAAACCGGAGUGAUUAAAAGGAUUGGACAAAAACAGUCGUUGGUGUGUGAGAGCCGGUGGUUACAAAAGCUUCACGAUGAUGGCGACUAUGAAUGCUCCUCCAACGUCUCUCCGAUUCAAACUCUGCAGUCAUGCUACUGUUGAUAGCAACCAUGUACAUGUUCCGUUCUGGCGUAACUUAGCAGCUGUUAAUCUUUUCUCCACAAAUCAAAGUCUAGAUGGAAGGAUAUUGAAGUCCUACAACUCUCAUAAGGGUCUCAACUCCUUUGUUAGACCACUACUAGCUGCUGAACCAGGUGUCGCAGCUUCUAUAUCAGAUGAAAACGUGGUAACAGUAAAAAAUGCAAAUGUACUUGUGGAGUCGCAAGACGAUGAUAAGAUGCAAGUAAAAGUGGAAUUACCAGGGAAGGAAACGCAAAUAGUAUUUGAUAAAGUUUUGGCGAAUUUGGCUCGUACAGCACCACCUGUUCCUGGAUUCCGCAGACAAAAAGGAGGGAAAACAUCCAAGGUCCCCAAAAGCUUCCUAUUGUCGAUUAUCGGUGAAGAUCGUGUUACGAAAUUUGUCAUUCAGGAAAUAGUUAGCUCCACAAUGGCUGAUUAUGUGAAGAAGAACAAUAUUCCUGUGAAGGACAACAGGGUAAACACCAUCCAGUCUAUAGACGAGCUACAAUCGUCAUUUUCCCCGGGGAUUGAUUUUGGAUUCAAUGCAACACUUGAGCUCGAAAAGGAGCUCGAAAAACCAGAUGAUCAAACAAGCAGCUCAGACUCUUCUGAAGCAUGAAUAUUAUAAAAAAAAAUAAAAAUAAAAACAUUUCACAUUGUUUAUAUCUUUUAAUUCGAGUAAAUGACUUAGUAAUUCACAUUCUUGAUUCUUUUAAUGGUUACACUCAUCUCCCUUUCAGAGACAA